Messenger RNA from Patella vulgata (common limpet), 2747 nucleotides. Its product is annotated as ATP-dependent RNA helicase DDX54. The record is from RefSeq and is a predicted model, not a curated record. Bases 54 to 2747 code for a protein of 897 amino acids. Gene Ontology annotation, cellular component: nucleus. NCBI's taxonomy places the organism in Eukaryota, Metazoa, Mollusca, Gastropoda, Patellidae. The transcript has 19 exons. Gene Ontology annotation, molecular function: ATP binding; RNA binding; RNA helicase activity.
GGUCCAAAUAGAAAUUUCAGCACGUGUUGUUGUUUACUAAUUAAUUUGACAACAUGACAAACGUAAAAGCUAAGAAAUCAACUCCGACCAAAAAGUCUAAAAUUAAUGGCAAUCGCAAAACAACCAAACCAUCCAGUUCCUCGGGUAAAUUUAAAUCGAGUAAGAAAAAGACAUUUCCAAAGAGAAAAAAAAGAGAAGAUUAUGAUGAUAUUGAUGAUGAUAGUGGCGAUGACGAACAAAUAGGAAUGGAAGACGAUCAAGAUGAAUUGGAGGUUGUUUCUGACAAGUUUUCAAAUAAAAAGUCUGAACACGAUGAAGAAUAUGAAGAAAAUUUUGAAGAUGAACUUGCCAGUACAAGAGAUCAAGUCAAAACUCAAAACAGAAAGAAAAAGAAAUCUGGUGGCUUUCAAUCCAUGGGACUUUCUAAUAAUGUAUUCAAAGGUAUUCAAAGAAAAGGCUAUAAAAUACCAACUCCAAUUCAAAGAAAGACAAUUCCAAUCAUCAUGAAUGGUAAAGAUGUGGUUGCUAUGGCAAGAACAGGAAGUGGUAAAACUGCGGCUUUUCUGAUACCAAUGUUUGAACAGUUGAAAAUUCAUUCUUCUAAUGGUGCCAGGGCUAUGAUAAUGUCACCAACGAGAGAAUUAGCUUUACAAACUCUAAAAUUUACAAAAGAGAUUGGUAAACAGACAGAUUUAAGAGCCGCUGUAAUUCUGGGUGGUGAUAGAAUGGAGCAACAGUUUUCAGCACUGCAUGAAAAUCCUGACAUAAUUAUAGCAACGCCAGGAAGAUUUUUACAUGUUACCAUGGAGAUGAAUUUGAAAUUGAAAUCCAUGGAGUAUGUGGUGUUUGAUGAAGCUGAUCGGUUAUUUGAAAUGGGAUUUCAAGAACAAUUACACGAGAUAAUUCACAGAUUACCUGAUUCGAGACAGACCUUAUUGUUUUCUGCUACACUUCCUAAACAACUGGUGGAAUUUGCUAAAGCUGGAUUAUCAGAUCCAACGUUAAUCAGAUUGGAUGUAGAUAAUAAACUUAGUGAACAUUUAAAGACUGUAUAUUUAUCAUGUAGAUCUGAAGAUAAACCAGCCUUAUUAGUCAAUUUAUUACAGAAUAUAAUACCUAACAGAGAACAAGCCUUUGUGUUUGCUGCUACAAAACAUCAUGUUGAAUAUCUUAAUUUGAUUUUAGAAAAGGCUGGUAUAUCUUGUAGCUAUAUUUAUAGUUCUUUAGAUCCAACAGCUAGAAAGAUAGCUGUAGGUAAAUUUCAGAUGAAGAAAGUAAGAGUUAUGAUAGUGACUGAUUUAGCUGCUAGAGGAAUAGAUAUACCUAUGUUAGAUAAUGUUAUCAAUUAUAAUUUUCCUGCAAAAGCUAAAUUAUUUGUACAUAGAGUAGGUCGAGUAGCAAGAGCUGGUAGAACAGGAACAGCAUUUUCUAUAAUAUCACCAGAUGAUGUACAAUAUCUGAUAGAUUUACACGUCUUUCUUGGGCAUCCAUUAAAUCUUGUUACACCCCAUGCAAAAUAUGAUGAUGAAAGUGGAUUAUAUGGAACUUAUCCUGCUAAUUUCUUAGAAUCAGAUGUACAGACAUUACAACAAUGGCAUUCGGAAUCACAUGAUAUGACUGAAAUGAAGAGAGUAUGUAGCAAUGCCUAUAAACAAUAUCAAAGAUCACGACCCAACCCAGCAGCAGAAUCAGUAAAACGUGUCAAACAAAUGGAGAAUGAUGGAGUGAUAUUAGGUGUUCAUCCUAUUUAUCGAUCGAAAGUCAAUGAUGGUGAUGAAGCACAACAAAAACUGUUAAAUGCCUUAAAAACAUAUAAAAGUCGUUCAACCGUAUUUGAAAUGAGUAACACAGCUAAAACAAAGAGCUCUGAUAUAAUGAGAGAAAAACGAGCUAAACAUCAGACGGUGAUAUCAUCAAAUAAUAAAAGAUCGGAACAAUCUGUAGAUGAAUCGUCUAGAAGAAAAAUAAAAAACACACACAGUGAAGAAAACGAGACAAAUGCUGAUCAAAUACAGUCAGUGUUUAGUACAGUCAUAGAUGGUAGAGCUUCAACAAAAUAUAACGACCCCAGCAGAAAGAAGAAAAAACGAGAAAAACUGGGACGUGAUGAAGAGAAUUAUUUAUCUUAUCAACCUGCUGAUUAUCAAACAGAAAAGGGGUUUAGUUUAGGAGGAUUUGAUCGUGAAGUCGCUGGAGCAGAAAUAGAAAUAGUUGGGGACGAUGUUGAUACAAUACGUAACCAGAGAAGUCAAUCGAAAUGGGACAGGAAGCGGAAGAGAUAUGUUAAAGAUGGCGGGGGUAAUGAUCCUACUAAAAAGAAAAUACGAACAGAAAGUGGUGCUUGGAUUCCUGCUUCAUAUAAAUCUAGUGUUUACGAUGAUUGGAAGAAGAAGAAUAGGAUUGAAGAUACUAACUUUGAUGAUGAUAAACAACAACAAGAAAAUAAACAUUUUACAGUCAUGGGUACUAAUAGAAGAUUUCAUACUAAAGGUAUGAAAGGAGUACAACAAGUUAAGGAUAAACAAAGAUUUAAGAAGAAAGAAAUAAAAAGUAAAGAUGAGAUUUUGAAAGAGAGAAGUAGAAAAGAAAGAAUACAUAAUUAUGAGAAUUUUAAACAUAAGAAAGCUAAGGGUGGUAGUAAAGGAGGAAAAGGUGGUGGAGGAAGAGGAGGAGGAAGAGGUGGGGGUGGAGGAGGAAGGGGUGGAGGUGGAGGAGGGGGUGGAGGAGGAAAAUCUAGAAAGAAAUAA